Messenger RNA from Cucurbitaria berberidis CBS 394.84, 3028 nucleotides. RefSeq lists its product as uncharacterized. Gene Ontology annotation, molecular function: DNA-binding transcription factor activity, RNA polymerase II-specific; zinc ion binding. Gene Ontology annotation, biological process: regulation of DNA-templated transcription. The record is from RefSeq and is a predicted model, not a curated record. Bases 90 to 2909 code for a protein of 939 amino acids. The transcript has 2 exons. Lineage: Eukaryota; Fungi; Ascomycota; Dothideomycetes; Pleosporales; Cucurbitariaceae.
UAUCAGCACCAACUUUCUCCAUGGUCGUUGCAAUCUCCUCGUGGUUUAUCCUCUUUUCGCCAUAGAGUCCGGGUCGCACGCAACUAACCAUGAAUUUCGUCGACGUUCAACCGAAGUCGUUCCUCGAUUAUGCAUGGACGUCGCCCACGCCGGCGUCGGCCAUGGGCGCCACGAAGCCUUCGAAGACGAGCAGGAAGCAGAACCGAUGCUGUGAUCAAUGUCGCAAGGGGAAGAGAGCGUGCGACGCGGCCAUCCUGGAGGACACCUUGCUGGAUACUAAUAAGUCUAGUGGGAACCCAACGGUGUUCCACUAUAGUGAUGUCUACGGGCCUCUGGCUUCAUGCGCAAACUGCGAGAAAACGAAGAAAAAUUGCACUUUUGAAUGGCUUCGGUCGCAACGUGUGUUGCAGGCGGCACAGCCACCACAGAGUGCAGCACCGCCAGCAAAACGUCGUCGAACGCAAAGCAGCUCCUCUGGCGGAUUGCAGGUAAAACGAGAGGCUACUCCGCAGGCGCAUGUUAUGAAAUCCGACAGUCAACCGGAUACAGGGUAUGACGUAGAUCCCGUGCCACAGAUCAAUCCGAUAGAGCUGGGGAUAACUUUCGGUGACUUUCCAAGCGGGAUAUCGACUCUCGAUUCCAGUUCCCUAUCCUGGUUCCAGUCUGCCCCCUCCAUUUCCCCCGGCAAAGCUGAACAGGACGAAAGAGAUGGUUUCAGCUAUUUGAGUGAACCAUUUGAGGACAGCCAGGCUACACUCCAUUGCGACUCGGGCAAAGGAUCAUCGAUAGACACGUUAUCGGAAGGGGCUGACGACGCCAUCGCAAUUGAGAGUCCCUACGAAGCGUAUCCAGAACACGACGAUACGAGCACGGUUGCCCCCAAGACGAGCCGCGCUAUCAUGCGCGUCAAUCGAAAACGACGUCGUCGCACACCAGAACCGGUCUCAAUUGGUUCGCUCCCUUGUCCACCAAUACCGUUUGUAAACGACUUGAAUUCGGCAAUAAACAAGGCGUGUUUGACUGAAGGCUUGCUGAAGAUCUAUCAUGACAGUUUCGAAAACGCCCUUGCCUGUUGGCUGACCGAGCGAACGUGCCCGAAUACUGCAAGGGUUGAUAUAACGAUAGGCAAUAAAGCGAAUACCUCUCCGGAUUGGAAUCGCAUGUAUUAUCGAGUAUUUCGGCUUGAUCGUCUAGCUGCAUCAAUCAGAGGAAGGCAGCUCACCUUCGCCGAGGACAGAGCGGCAAGCAAGGCCCUUAACAUGGCGAUUUACGCGUUUGCUAGUCAGUGGGCACAGUCCAGCCAAAGGAGCAGAGCAAAGUAUCCAUUCCAUAGUAAUGGUGCAAAUGGAGUGUUCGAUUCCGGGAACAACGAAAGUGUGCCAGAGGGGAUCGAGUUCGAUCGAGCACUCCAGAUUUCUGCAUGGCAUGAGGCUCGCGGUGCACUGCAAGCCGCUGGAGAAAUCGAAUCGUUUCGGGUGGUGCUAGCAGAGAUUGUCUUUGCCUUGACGCAAAAGCCUAUCGAAGACGACGAAGGCAGACAGGAGCGUGUGAAAGAGCCGGAUCAGCAUCAGCAAACGGAGGUAGGAGUGCCAGAAAGAGGUGGGCAAGAACCGAAAAUGCCACUAGAUGCUGAGGAUCAAGAUAUGGACGAAUGUGAGGAUUUGUUGUCCAAAAUGAACCUCGCAAUGGAUACGGAAGGGCCUCCAGUACAUCUAGAGAAGGGCCUCCGUUUGAUACACUCACUAAGGUCGAGGAUGGCGAUACGUGGGGAUAAAUCGCGGACGGCUCCAAGAGCUUCGCGUUGCGGAAAGAAGUAUCGUCCAUCAGCUGGCCGCCUUGAAAGUGAGGAUCGCGCAACAGUCGAUUUGCUCUUCUGGCUGGGAGUCAUGUUCGACACCCUAUCAGCAGCAAUGCAUAAGCGACCUUUGGUGGUGUCAGAUGAAGACAGCGACAUGGUACUCAACGAAAACAGGGAAGUGGCAGACUUGAACAGUAAUAGUACUGACCUUGUUCCAAUGGAACAGAGUGACGCCCAUUGGGACGACUAUCUCUUCGCUUGUCAGCACGCACGAAUGCAAGAUGCUCCCACCAGAUGGCCGUGUUCUUUCGACCAAGCCGCCGCUGUAUUGUGCGAUGCCGCUCCAGUCAAGGUAUUGCUGUUCAGGAGAAUUACUAGGAUCCAAACCCUCCUCGCCCGAAAUGCCCGGGGGGAAGAGAUCGAAAAAGCUCUGAACGCAGCGCUAGACGUGUGUGACCACUGGAGCCGCCUAUACGCGCCCUUCAUCCAGGAUUGCAUCAAUGCCCAUGACGACCUACCCUUCCGCAUACAGUCCUGGUACAUCUGCCUGACUAGCCACUGGCAUCUCGCAACGCUCCUUCUAGCGGAUCUCAUCGAGAUUGUAGACGAAUCUGACCUUGGGAUUGAGGAAGCGCAGAAUCGACGCAUCUCAGCUGGCUAUGUAGCGAGCUUCCGCGAGAGGAAUUGCUGGACGCUAUCAGAUAUAGCGAGUUGCGCAUGCCCACGAGACGAUGCUCCGUUCCCGCAAUCACGAGAUUUCCAUUUUGCAAUCACGCAGGGGGCCCUUCUAACAGAGCCGUGGACUGCGGUACUGAUUCGCGCAUUUGCGAAGGCAGGCGUCGUGUUGCUUGAGUCUGAGACGAUGUUGCCAUCCUGUCUUGAUGAGGAGGACACGUUUCGACGAGCUGACAAUUGCGUGCGAGCACUGUGGUAUCUAGGCAGAAAGUCGGAUAUGGCUCUUUCAGCAGCAACGAUAUUGGGAGAUGCCUUGAAGCAGAGGCGCCAAAGUGCUCGAGAGAAAGUGGACGCCAUGAGUGCCUUCCUAGAAGAUGAGCUAUGGCAUGGCUUUGAGGGACUAAAUGGGGCGUUUGGGAUAGGCUGCGAGUCCUGAAAUUUAGAAGCCCAGUUCUUCAGUACUAGGACACGUCCUGGUACGAGCAUUGACAUCCUCAAAACAGAGUGCAUGAUAGGUACGAGACGUGAUGAGUAGAGUUGAGCCAGAGGCGCUCA